AUGAAGCUUCUCGGCGAUUAUGAGGNNNNCUUUGAUACCCGGAAGACUACCAAGUUUGGGGUUUACUCGGGUGACUUCAAAUUGGACGAAUAUGACAGCGUCGCCACCGACGUGACGGUUUACGCCAAGACGAAAGAGUACAACGUCAACGAUGAGGACUUCCGUUAUCUCACCGUUGAUGUCCACGGAGGCACCUUUGGGCAUUGGUUUGGUUACUACCCGACCGUGAAGAUGUACAAUGGUGUCGGCAAUGCGUACAUCAGCGCCUAUUACUUCCGUCCUCUUCCUGUCGAACCUGACAUGAUUACUGGAAAUCAUUCAGUAGGUGAGGAAGCAACCACCACACCCAAGCCGGUGGAUGGUGAGCACGGCCGGGACGAGGAUUAUCAUCACGUCACCUUGACGGCCAAGGCCAGGGCUAACAUCUACCUCCCAUGGGGUCAGACGGCUGUUCCUUGCUUUGGUCCCGAUGGUGGCGAUGGCGCCUGGUAUAUGAUGCAUCAGUUUGGUGAUGAGAGGCUUCAUUGUGUCGUCUUUGAUGGUAAGUAUAAGACAUGGUAUUCUGCUGAUCAACCUAAGAAGAGGGAUCCUGUGUGGGUAACGUCCGGCGAUGUUCUCCUCGCCAUGAGGAAGCGUUCUGGUUACAUGCGGGGAUACCGCGUUAAGGUCCUCGCUCACGGCCUCCCAUUCAUCCUCCAGUGGAGGGGAGUCCAACGCGGUAUGCAGUCCACUACGGCGAAGAUUGAGAGGGGAUGCGGCGGCUUUUGCGUUUUUGGCGACUACGGCCCGAUGUAUACCGUUGACGACACCUACCGGGUUGAGGACUCGACUAUUGAGCUCAGCUUCGACCAUUCCGUCCUCACGGCUACAACACCAUACCCUCCCCAUGAUACUACGGAAACACCAGAGAUGCCGGGGACGGGGGCGCCUGUAGAGUCUACUACUACCGAGGCCCCUGUAGAAGAAUCUACUACUGAAGCCCCUGUAGAAUUGUCCACUACUGAGGCCCGCGUAGAUGCGGCUACUACUGAAUCUCCUGUAGAUGAGUCUACUACUGGCGCCCCUAUAGACGAGUCCACUACUGAAGCUCCUGUAGGUGAGGCUACUACCGAAGCCCCUGUAGAUGUGUCUACUACUGAGGCCCCUGUAGACGAGUCCACUACUGAAGCCCCUGUUGGUGAGUCCACUACUGAGGCCCCUGUUGACGAGUCUACUACUGAGGCCGCUGUAGAUGACUCUACUUCUGAGGCCCCUGUUGGUGAGUCUACUACCGAGGCCCCUGUAGACGGGUCUACUACUGAGGCCCCUGUAGACGAGUUCACUACUGAAUCUCCUGUAGGUGAGGGUACCACUGAAGCCCCUGUAGGCGGGUCCACUACUGAAGCCCCUGUAGGUGAGGCUACUACCGAAGCCCCUGUAGAUGUGUCUACUACUGGAUUCCCUGUUGGUGAGUCUACUAGUGAAGCACCUAUAGAUGAGUCCACUACUGAGGCCCCUGUAGACGGGUCUACGACUGAAUCUCCUGUAGACGAGUCUACUACUGAAGCACCUAUGGAUGAGGGUACUACUGAAGCCCCUGCAGAUGAGUUUACUACUGGAGCCCCUAUAGACGAGUCCACUAGUGAAGCCCCUGUAGAUGAGUCUACUACUGAGGCUCCUGUAGACAAGUCCACUACUGAAGCCCCUGUAGAUGCGUCUACUACUGAAGCUCCUGUAGACGAGUCCACUACUGAAGCCUCUGUUGGUGAGUCCACUACUGAGGCUCCUGUAGACGAGUCCACUACUGAGGCCCCUGUAGACGAGUCUACUACUGAGGCCCCUGUAGACGACUCUACUACCGAGGUCCCUGUUGGUGAGUCUACUACCGAGGCCCCUGUUGACGAGUCUACUACUGAGGCACCUGUAGACGAGUCCACUACUGAGGCCCCUGUAGACGAGUCUACUACCGAGGCCCCUGUUGACGAGUCCACUACUGAGGCCCCUGUUGACGAGUCUACUACUGAGGCCACUACUGAAGAGUUUACUACUGAGGCCGCUGUAGAUGACUCUACUACUGAGUCCACUAUGGAAGGGUCUACUACUGAGGCUCCUGUAGCCGAGUCCACUACUGAAGCCCCUGUUGGUGAGUCUACUACCGAGGCCCCUGUAGACGGUUCUACUACUGAAGCCCCAGUGGAUGAGUCUACUACUGAAGCUCCUGUAGACGAGUCUGCUACUGAGGCCCCUGUAGAUGAGGGUACCACUAAAUCCCCUGUAGACGAGUCCACUACUGAAGCUCCUGUAGGUGAGGCUACUACCGAAGCCCCUGUAGAUGUGUCUACUACUGAGGCCCCUGUAGACGAGUCCACUACUGAAGCCCCUGUUGGUGAGUCCACUACUGAGGCCCCUGUUGACGAGUCUACUACUGAGGCCGCUGUAGAUGACUCUACUUCUGAGGCCCCUGUUGGUGAGUCUACUACCGAGGCCCCUGUAGACGGGUCUACUACUGAGGCCCCUGUAGACGAGUUCACUACUGAAUCUCCUGUAGGUGAGGGUACCACUGAAGCCCCUGUAGGCGGGUCCACUACUGAAGCCCCUGUAGGUGAGGCUACUACCGAAGCCCCUGUAGAUGUGUCUACUACUGGAUUCCCUGUUGGAGAGUCUACUAGUGAAGCACCUAUAGAUGAGUCCACUACUGAGGCCCCUGUAGACGGGUCUACGACUGAAUCUCCUGUAGACGAGUCUACUACUGAAGCACCUAUGGAUGAGGGUACUACUGAAGCCCCUGCAGAUGAGUUUACUACUGGAGCCCCUAUAGACGAGUCCACUAGUGAAGCCCCUGUAGAUGAGUCUACUACUGAGGCUCCUGUAGACAAGUCCACUACUGAAGCCCCUGUAGAUGCGUCUACUACUGAAGCCCCUGUAGACGAGUCCACUACUGAAGCCUCUGUUGGUGAGUCCACUACUGAGGCUCCUGUAGACGAGUCCACUACUGAGGCCCCUGUAGACGAGUCUACUACUGAGGCCCCUGUAGACGACUCUACUACCGAGGUCCCUGUUGGUGAGUCUACUACCGAGGCCCCUGUUGACGAGUCUACUACUGAGGCACCUGUAGACGAGUCCACUACUGAGGCCCCUGUAGACGAGUCUACUACCGAGGCCCCUGUUGACGAGUCCACUACUGAGGCCCCUGUUGACGAGUCUACUACUGAGGCCACUACUGAAGAGUUUACUACUGAGGCCGCUGUAGAUGACUCUACUACUGAGUCCACUAUGGAAGGGUCUACUACUGAGGCUCCUGUAGCCGAGUCCACUACUGAAGCCCCUGUUGGUGAGUCUACUACCGAGGCCCCUGUAGACGGUUCUACUACUGAAGCCCCAGUGGAUGAGUCUACUACUGAAGCUCCUGUAGACGAGUCUGCUACUGAGGCCCCUGUAGAUGAGGGUACCACUAAAUCCCCUGUAGACGAGUCCACUACUGAGGCCACUAUGGGAGAGUCCACUACCGAGGCCCCUGUAGAUGCGGCUACCACUGAAACUCCUGUUGGUGAGUCCACUACUGAAGCACCUAUGGGUGAGGCUACUACUGAAGCCCCUGUGAAUGAGUUUACUACUGGAGCCCCUAUAGACGAGUCCACUAGUGAAGCCCCUGUAGAUGAGUCCACUACUGAGGCCCCUGUAGACGUGUCUACUACUGAAGCCCCUGUAGAUGAGGCUACUACUGAAGCCUCUGUUGGUGAGUCCACUACUGAAGCCUCUGUUGGUGAGUCCACUACUGAGGCCCCUGUAGACGAGUCUACAACUGAAGCUCCUGUGGAUGAGUCUACUACUCCUACAGUCAUCCUGACUGAGUCUAUGACUACUGGAGCCUCUUCAAUGGUGUCCACCACUGAAUCCUCUAUGAUGGAGGCUACUAGCACUGGAGCUCCGGUAGUUACCAGUGCGCCUUCUAUUGGCGACUUCACUGAUGCUCCUCCCAUCCUCCCAUAA
Molecule: messenger RNA, 3969 nt
Organism: Perkinsus marinus ATCC 50983
Lineage: Eukaryota; Perkinsozoa; Perkinsida; Perkinsidae
Product: Mucin-2 precursor, putative
Exons: 2
Coding region: 1-3969 (1322 amino acids)
Source: RefSeq, a predicted model, not a curated record